Messenger RNA from Chelmon rostratus (copperband butterflyfish), 3688 nucleotides. It is a transcript of the gene ablim1a, whose product is annotated as actin binding LIM protein 1a. Gene Ontology annotation, molecular function: actin filament binding. The transcript has 25 exons. Bases 88 to 2388 code for a protein of 766 amino acids. Gene Ontology annotation, cellular component: actin cytoskeleton; stress fiber. Gene Ontology annotation, biological process: cilium assembly; cytoskeleton organization; lamellipodium assembly. NCBI's taxonomy places the organism in Eukaryota, Metazoa, Chordata, Actinopteri, Chaetodontiformes, Chaetodontidae. The record is from RefSeq and is a predicted model, not a curated record.
CUUGACUGAAAAAAGGAACUUGCAGCUGCUGUGUUACCGCUGAUCGAUACCCGGAGCCUUUUCUGGUGUAGAUUUACCUGGAUUCCAAUGGUCAUGGUCAAAGAAAAAGUGGCUCAUGCGCAGAACACACACCACCACUCCGCAGAGAAGCCCCUGAUUCAGUGCUACAAGUGUGGGGAGCCAUGUAAGGGCGAGGUGCUGCGGGUGCAGAACAAGCACUUCCACCUCAAGUGCUUCACCUGUAAAGUGUGCGGCUGUGACCUCGCCCAGGGGGGCUUCUUCAUGAAGAAUGGAGAGUAUCUGUGCACGCUGGACUACCAACGCAUGCACGGCACCCGCUGCAAUGGUUGUGGGGACUUUGUGGAGGGGGAAGUGGUCACUGCUCUGGGCAAGACCUACCACCCUGCCUGCUUCGUGUGCACCAUCUGCAAACGGCCGUUCCCUGCCGGGGACAGAGUGACCUUUAACGGGAAGGACUGUCUGUGUCAGUACUGUGUCGAGCCCAUGUCUCCAGGACCGAAGGACAUCCUGGGCUCCAGCAAUUGUGCAGGAUGUGGUCGAGACAUUAAGAACGGACAGGCUCUCCUAGCACUGGACAGACAGUGGCAUCUGGGCUGCUUUAAGUGUAAGGCCUGCAACAAAGUGCUGACCGGGGAGUACAUCAGCAAGGAUGGCGCCCCCUACUGUGAGAAGGACUACCAGAUCCAUUUUGGAGUUCAGUGUGAAGCGUGUCAUCAGUUCAUUACAGGGAAGGUGCUAGAGGCAGGAGAUAAGCACUACCACCCCAGCUGUGCGAGAUGCAGCAGGUGCAAUCAGAUGUUCACAGAGGGCGAAGAGAUGUAUCUGCAAGGAUCAACAGUCUGGCAUCCUGGCUGCAAGAACACCACUCGAACAGAGGAGAGACACAGGGAGCGGCCUACGAGGUCGUCGUCCGAGAGUAUUUGUUCCAGACCUGGUUCAAGCAUACCUGGCUCACCGGGUCACACGAUCUAUGCAAAAGUAGACAAUGAGAUCCUUGAUUACAGAGACCUAGCUGCCAUUCCAAAAGUCAAAGCCAUUUAUGACAUUGAGCGCCCUGAUCUUAUUACCUAUGAACCUUUGUACACCACCUCCCUGGAUGAGAGAGAGGAGAGACGAGAGAGUGUGGGAGAGCUCCACACUGCCAGGAGGGAGCGUUCCCCCUUACCUGAUGACAAGUCCUCAAGAAACAUGUCGCCAACCCCACCUGGUGAGGGCUCUUAUGACAGAAGGGAACGCAUCCUCCAAAGGUCCACCAGUCAGGGCUCCAUAGGAUCACCAGUAUAUAAUCGCCAUGGCUACACCCCCACGUUGUCACGGUCACCGCAGCAUUUUCACAGGCCAGAGGCUCUGACAGGCAUGCAGAAGCUCUGCUCCUCCCUGUGCAGUAACAGUGUGGGCUCCAGAAAUAGUGACUCCCGCCCCACCUCCCCUUUCAGACACCACUUCCUCCCCCAUAGCCAAGGCACCGACCCGCCGAGUGGCCGGAGCUCCCCCCUCCCGCUCAGGCCCGACAGCCGGCCGGUCACCCCGCCUCUCUCUCAGACCCCUAAACAUUUCCACCUCCCAGAUCAGGGGAGCAACAUCUACAGGAAACCACCCAUCUACAAACAACACGAUACAGCUGCCAUAGCACGCCAAAGCAAGUCUGCUGAUGACAUCAUCAGAUCCGCCACCUUCCCCGCUGCCCAUGCUCCCUCUCCGGAUGACAGCUCACGGAGUGAGGGCGACCGUUGGCCCUACUCUCUCGCUGUAUUAGGAUCAGAAGGGAGGAGACGAUCCAGAGAGGAGGAGGAGGAAGAGGCCAUGAAAAGAAAGCAGCUCCAGGAAGAACAUCUCAGCAAGAUUCAGUCUGGUUUGGGAAAGCUCAUUCUGAAGGAGGAGAUGGAAAAAGAGCAGAUCCGGGAGCGACAUGCACGUAGCCUCUCUGCUCAGCGCUACGACCCCAAACAGACCAACUGUGACGCAGAUCCAACUUCUCCAACAAAAACUAACUCUCUGCCUGGCUAUGGGAGGAAUGGGCUACAUCGGCCCCAGUCUACAGAUUUCACACAGUACAACAGCUAUGGUGACAUGUGCGGAGGAGGCAGAGAGUUUCAGCACAUUAAGGAUGGCCGUGCAGCACUUGCAAGGAUGGACAGGGGAGUAUCUAUGCCUAAUAUGUUGGAACCAAAAGUGUAUCCCUAUGAAAUGCUCAUGAUAACCAGUAGAGGGAGAGCUAAACUGCCCAGGGAUGUGGACAGAACCAGACUGGAGCGCCACUUAGCACCCGAAACGUUCUUUGACAUCUUUGGAAUGGAGAUCCAGGAGUUUGACAGGCUUCCCCUGUGGAAACGCAACGACAUGAAAAAGAAGGCCAAGCUCUUCUAGCACUCAGAGCAGCAUGCGCAUACUGUACAUUCAUCCAGAUAGCACACAACAACUGUAAUCUAGAUGUAGGUUUGGGUUUAUUUCCUUUUCUUCUGUUUUUUUUGUUUUAUCCUGACAUAAUCAAGGAAGCGGUGACAUGGACUCUUUUUGCUCUGAUGCUUCCUCAGACUGUGAGCUGAAUGAUUUGUCCAGUUAGACUUGCACAGGAAACAAGGAAUGGGAAUCUCUUCCAUGUUCAAAAAUGACAAAGAAUGAGAAUGGAUGAUAAGUAGGGUCAUGUUAUUUGGUUUGACUGCGCUUGUUUUACUUCUUGCUUUGCUUUGAGUGGAACUGCUUUCCUUUCUUUCUUGCUUGUUUCUUCCUACUAUAUGUUGCUGUUGAUUCCUGUGGAACUUUGUAAGUACAGUAGAACCUCAUGGCGCCAUUACGAAAUGUCCAUGCUCGUAGCUUGAACAUGUGUCAGCUUUCCUCCGCUUGGGCUGAAACAGUUUUAGUCCAAAGUUUGCAAGAAUCGGCUCAGUGAGUCUUUGAAUAAAAAAAAAAAAAGAGGAAAACGCUGGGAAAGCAGUCAGCUGACCCAUCAACUGUUUUACUGGAUCUACAUGGAAAUGAAUCAUCCAAGCACCUACACAUCAUCAGUCUCCCUCCCCUGCCUACUGUACACGCCAAACAUUCAUCUGACCCUGACAAAAAGAAAAUGUCUCUCUUCUCAGGCUCUCAUAAACAUGGCCAGACACUUUCCCUUUACAUUUAUUGGAAGUACAAAUCUUAAUAUAUUUUAAUGCCGUAUCCAACAUACAGUAAACAACACAUAGACAAAACACCUAAUGUAAGGAGCAACUGUAUUUGAAAGAACUGUUUUAUAAAUGAAAACCCACACUGCCAUUUGUUGUAUUGAAAUCUAAGCCAAUAAAGCUUUAAAUCACCAUGAACCAUAUGAUCCUCGGCUAUACCAAAGGUACCCACCGCCUCUUUUCUGUUCUCUGUUUUCUUCUUUGCAUUUCACCAAUAAACACACGGGCUCAGCAAUGUUACACAGGGUGAGAGGUUUACUUUUACGGCAACAUUUAGCCUAUUGAUCGUCCUCACAGACACAUUAGUAGGGGCCCCUGUGCGGAAACAUCUAGGCCUAUGCCGAUAACAAGCACUUACAGUAUAUAUCUGCAUCCUGAGGUUUUGUGUGGGGACAAAUAUUCCUCUGCUGUCAACAAACUAGUGAACGACAGCCACCAACUAAAGAUUUAUUCAUCACUCUCGUAGCAUUGACGUAAUUGAAACUUGAUUGCAGAUUGUGCCUUGA